Gasterosteus aculeatus aculeatus (three-spined stickleback) is the source of this 6005-nucleotide messenger RNA. RefSeq names its product glutamate receptor, ionotropic, N-methyl-D-aspartate 3A (gene grin3a). The record is from RefSeq and is a predicted model, not a curated record. Gene Ontology annotation, biological process: monoatomic ion transport. Gene Ontology annotation, molecular function: signaling receptor activity; ligand-gated monoatomic ion channel activity. NCBI's taxonomy places the organism in Eukaryota, Metazoa, Chordata, Actinopteri, Perciformes, Gasterosteidae. Gene Ontology annotation, cellular component: membrane.
AAAUGCAACGGUUUCCUCCCUGAGGCUCCAUGCUCAGUGUCACAGUUGGGUUUGGUUAAAACCCAACUGUGACGCGUAGCAUUUGCUCUGCUGCGAUUAACUGGCCACGUGAGAUUGACACUGCAAAAACCUUGUAAUUGGCUGACUGGGGUUGCUGACAAACGUGCAACACCUGCAUUCACUAGUGCUGGACACAUGAGUACCUGGACAACAUGUUAUGGUUGAUCGGUAAGCAUGCUGCAUGUGUUGGCCGUGUCUAUUCAUCCACCCAUCCAUCCAUUUACCCGUGCAUGUAUUCAUUCGUUCAUAAGCCCCACUGCCAGGGGGGAAUGGGGGGGCGAUAAAGUGAGGACGGGGUUAAAUCUCAGUGGAACUUGCGCAGUCAAGUCCGCGGUCUCGUGCCGGAGGUCUCGCCCGUACGAGUGUUGGUACAGACGAGAGCUCGCGCUGUAAAGCGUUUGGGGAUACAUGAAACAAGGGCAGGAAAAAAUCCCAAACAUGUUUUUCUUUUUUUUUCCGUUUCGAAUACCGGAACUGAGUGAAUGUCACUCCUGCGCUCUGGACGAUAAUGGGAUCAUUUUCCUUGGAAGGCAUCAAGCCAUCCGCUGUCUCCAGGGUUGAAUUGCGCUGUUUGGGAAUGUGUUUGAUGCGCACUAACAUUUUUUUUUCGACAUCUCUUCUUCUGGCCUUUUGAUUCACGUGGAAUAUAUGGACAUAUUACCAUUUGAUCCGGCAACCAGUUCAUUAAUCAAGCUAGAAUGAUGAAAAUCCUUUGAGAUGAAAAAAAGCACUUUUGGGGAUAAUUCUUUGCUUGUGCGCGGCUCGUGCCUCUUCUUGCGCCUCAGCAGCCUGUUGUCUGUGUCCGGAGAGAAACGCGCAACUUUGCCGCGAGCCGGAGCCGGAGCCGCAGCUGGAGCUGGAGCCGCAGCUGGAGCUGGAGCCGCAGCUGGAGCCGGAGCCGGGGCUGCAGCGGCGGGUCUGAGCGCCCCACGAGGGACACACGCACGGUGCCAGGACGGGGACCAACGGAGCGGCCCUGGUGUUCCACCAUUCCGUGGUUGGACGGGGAUUCCGGUGCAGCUGUGGAGUGCAGAUGAUGAUGAAGACGGUGGUGAUGAUGGUGAUGAAUGGCCCGGCAGCUCGAGCAGGCACCGGGGUCUCCGUCUUACUGCUGUGCGCUCUAGUCUUUUCCCCACCGUGCGCUCACUGUCACCCGCAGCCGUGCCAAGUACUGAAACGGAUCGGCCACACGGUUCGGGUCGGCGCUCUGGACGUUCAGCCCCGGUUGCUCUCCGCUACCGGCGGCGGCUCUGAGGAGUGGGACACCGAUCGGAUGGAGUUGGAAAAAGAGCGCAAAACAAGUGCCGGUGCGCCCGGAUAUGGAAGCCUGAGGACUAGAGGCACCGCCAAUAACCCGCGGGGAGCCAGCAGGAGUAGGAGUCAGGCACGCCAGCGGGAGGAGAACACCUCCAGGGAGAACCGGGUGUUCGCUCCCCGAGACUCGAUCCUCCUCGCCGUGGAGGCGAUCAACCGGGCCGGACUGCUGCCAUUCAAUUUGUCAUUGGAGCUCGUCAUGGCCGUCGGGUCCGGACUCGGCGAGCUGCCUGCGUUCUCCGGCUCGUCCGCCGGCAGCCCCGAGGGCGAGGACCCGUUGUCCUUCGUUGAGAGUGUGUGUCACACCGUGGUCGUGCAGGGGGUUUCCGCCAUGAUCUCCUUUCCGCGAAACCGGGACGAGUUCGUGAAGUUGGAGUUCGUCUCGCUUGCGCUUCAGGUGCCGGUGGUCAGCGUUGUGCAGAGGGAGUUUACGCGCCAAAGCCAGAAUCCUCUCCAUUUCCAACUGGCGAUGCGGACCGUGGAGGCCCCACCAUCCCGUCUCCUCUCUACCCUGCUGAUGAUGAACGGCUGGUGGGACAUUAGCAUUUUGCUCUGUCAGGAAUGGGACAUCAGCGAUUUCCUCCUCCUCAUCAACAACAACUCCCGCUUCCACUUGGGCACUCUUGUCAAUCUGACAACUAUCGCCUCAACCUUGUCAUCGUCCUCAUCUUCGUCGGUACCUUCGGGAACGGCAUCGGAUGUGGCAGCAGGGGCAGAGGCGUCCUCGUCGUCUUUGCCUUACUUCUCCCCCGCCGGCUCCUCCUCUUCUGCUUCUUCGUCCACGUCGUCCUCCAAAUUGGACCAGCAGCAGGCUCUGAUGCGGCAGCUGGAGGCCCUGAGAGAACCUUCGUCCACCAGGGGAGUGGUGACGUUCGGGUGCGAGAUCCGCGAGGUGCGGCGUCUGUGGACGCUGGCCAGUCGGAUGACGCUCCCAGAGUUUCACUGGGUUUUGGGGGACAGCCAGAAUGUGGCCGAGCUGAGAACAGAGGGUUUGCCCCUGGGGCUGCUGGCGCACGGGGUCAUGGAGGCCCCCUCUCUGGAUCACUUUGUCCACGACUCGUUGGAGCUAGUGGCGCGGGCCGUGGGCAGUGCGGCACAGGAGAAUCCCGCUCUGGCGCUCAUACCCGGGACUACGAACUGCAUGGAUAUACAAAAGAGAAACGGCAGCUCAGGGGAGUACUUGUCAAGAUUUCUAUCCAACACAUCGUUUGAGGGCCAGACAGGUUUGAUAUCCAGAGACACUCACAGCCAGAAUGUCGUCUCGGAGGCCCAUCAUUACAUCUGGUCCCUCCAGCUGGACCCUCUAGGGCAGCCGACGUGGACCCGCCUGGGACGCUGGCGCAGCGGCGAGGUUCUGAUGGACCGCAGGGCCUGGCCAAGCCAUCAGGGAUCCGGCGCCGGAGGAGACUGGCGCCGAUCGGCGCGGCUGCACAUGCGCGUGGUGACUCUGGUGGAGCACCCGUUCGUAUUCACCCGGGAGGUGGACGGGGACGGCCUGUGUCCCGCGGGCCAGCUGUGCCUCGACCCGCUCACCAACCAAUCUUCGGUUUUGAAAGGAUUUUUCCAGAACCUCGCAGGACCCAACGGAUCCGUCCCCACGGAACUGAAGAAGUGUUGUUAUGGUUACUGCAUAGACCUGCUGGAGAAGCUGGGAGAGGACAUGGGCUUCACUUUCGACCUCUACAUUGUAGGCGAUGGGAAGUACGGGGGGUUCAAGAACGGUCGCUGGACCGGAUUGGUGGGGGACCUGCUCAGCGGCGCGGCCCACCUGGCGGUGGCCUCUUUUAGCAUUAAUUCGGCCAGAAGCCAGGUCAUUGACUUCACCUCGCCCUUUUUCUCCACCAGCCUGGGAAUUCUGGUGCGAACUCGAGACACAGCCGCACCCAUCGGCGCCUUCAUGUGGCCUCUCCAUUGGUCCAUGUGGCUCGGCAUCUUUGUCUCCCUCCACGUCACCGCUGUCUUCCUCACCCUGUACGAGUGGCACAGCCCGUUCGGCAUGACGCCUCGCGGACGCAACCGCGACCGAGUGUUCUCCUUCUCCUCCGCGCUCAACGUGUGCUACGCCAUUCUCUUCGGGAGGACGGUGGCCAUCAAGCCGCCCAAGUGCUGGACGGGCCGCCUGCUGAUGAACCUGUGGGCCAUCUUCUGUCUGUUCUGUCUGUCCACCUACACCGCAAAUCUAGCUGCCGUCAUGGUCGGGGAGAAGACCUACGAACAGCUGUCAGGGAUACAUGACCCAAAGUUACACCAUCCCUCUCAGGGAUUCCGAUUCGCCACGGUGAGAGAAAGCAGCGCAGAGGACUACCUCAAGAAGAGUUUCCCCGAGAUGCACGAGUACAUGAGAAGAUACAACGUCCCGGCGACCCCAGAUGGCAUUCAUCAGCUCAAGGCUGACCCUCAGAGACUGGAUGCAUUCAUCAUGGACAAAGCGCUGCUGGACUACGAGGUCUCCAUAGAUGCAGACUGUAAAACACUAACAGUGGGGAAGCCCUUUGCUAUAGAAGGCUACGGCAUCGGCCUGCCUCAGAACUCUGCUCUCACCUCCAACAUCUCAGAGCUCGUGAGUCAGUACAAGUCAGACGGCUUCAUGGACAUGCUGCAUGACAAAUGGUACAAGGUCGUGCCCUGCGGGAAGCGCAGCUUCGCCGUGACCGAGACGCCGCAGAUGGGCAUCAAGCAUUUCUCCGGCCUGUUCGUGAUGCUCUGUGUGGGCGUGGCCUUGUCCCUGCUGACCACACUGGCAGAACUCAUCGUGUACAAGCUGGUGAUCCCGAGGGUCAAGGAGCCACGCUUCAAGUAUUGGCUGCACACAAGCCAGAGAUUACACCGGGCCCUAAACUCAGUCUUCACUGAUGACAAACUGCCAACUGUUACCAAGCCCGAGAAGAGGUGCAACGAGGGAAACAACCAGUCAGCAUCUUGGAAUCCCUCGGAGUCCUCUCACUGCAACAGGCGUGGGAUCCUUCCACAAGACGUGCAGAAUGACCUGGAGGCUCCUUCCUCCCAGGAGCUUCGCUCAGCGCCGUCCCCGUCUCCCCUGCCUCAUUCCCACUCCCUUCCCCUCAUGGAGAAACACCCGCUCAUCGCCACCAACUCCAACGGUCGCUCCGACCUGUCGGGGCGGGGCCUCACGCGCCUGGGGGCGGGCGUCGGCGUUGGCCUGAGCCCACUGGUUCAGGAGCUGUCAGAACUGGAGGCCCAGAUCCUCGCAAUCAAGCAGCAGCUGCAGUCAGCCAUGAGGAGGAAGCGGGAGCUAGAACAGUACCAAUCGGAAAACCAGCAGGCGAACCAGACUGCGCCAAGUCAGCCCACUGCUCACCCGUCCAACCAGUUUGUUCAGUACACCCAGUCGCACCAGCAGACCAAUCAACACGCAAACACGCUGCCGGACUUCUGAAGCUUUUCUCCUUUUGUGCUGGUUAGACGUGGGACUGCGCAGGUGAAGGAAAAAGGGGUUGUGGAGUUGGGACGUUCACAGGUGUCUUGGAGUUGAAUCUUCAGGAGUUCCCCUGAACGCUGGACCGAAAAGUUGUGCAGGGAUCCGACCCUGAUCUGAACAUUGUCUGACUUCGGGGAAUGUGAGAUUCCCUUAGAGGAGACAAAGGUGAACCAGGGACCCUGAACCCAAUCUGUUCUCACUAGCUUGUUGCUGUCACUGAGGCGCCGUGCAAACCUUCCUCUUCAUUACCUCCCUCCCCCCAUUUUCUUCACCUCUGUGAUCCCUCCAUUUCUUUUUCCAUCAAUGUCCAUUCCUCCUCCCCUUGCCCCUCCCUCCCUCCCUUUAUGCCUCAUGUGCUUAAGCUUAAUGGGCGAAUUCACCCGAGUCGUGUGUUGAGGGGCGUUGGGAGUGUAAAUGACCUGAAGUCGAACCCGUCCUUAAAUCUUAAGUCGUAUGGCCUUGUGCUGAAACCUUGUAUCUUUUGUGGGGAAAAUAAAUGAUUGUGACCGUUUGAUUUACCAUGGCUGGCCUACAGUUUGUGGCCAUUGACAAUGCAUUUGAUGAGGCUUACGUUGCGUUUUUCUUGUGCGUCUUGGUGGCGCUGUUGUUUAGCGUGAAGAAUAGAGGAAAAAAAAGAUAUGAAGCUUCAGCAAAACAGCCCAAUGUUCUUCAAGAAAGUCUGGUUGGCACUUUGCGUUGGAUCAAAGGACGGGAUCUUAUUUAGGGAUCACUGUAUGUAUAAAGUUGCCCUGCACUUCACUGAUGCACUUCUAGUUCCUCAUAGAAAGCUGCACCUACGGUCACGGUUUGACUUGUGGACUGAGUGAUUUUGUCUUCAUAAUAGAUUUACAGAAAACCUAAAAGUGAGAGGGGAAGAAUUAACACAUAGGAUGAUAAUGAAUCCAAUAGUCUGCAGCCUUUUCAGUCAGGGAACCAAAACAGGACCUUUUUACACGGCCUCUUGAGAUCGUACCGCUGAAACACAGAACCAUUCUUUUCUUGGUACCAGGCCACAGUAGAAUAGUAAAUGUAAACACGAACACAGAGCACUUGUCAAACUCUCACAUUGUGUUUGAAUAUGAUGAUUAUUCACACUGGAACGGUUCCUCUGUGACAAUACAUAUUUUCUCUUGCAUUUUCUGUUGGCGUUUGGAUGUGUUCUGUUAUUAAAAUUGUACCUCUUCUCUUUGCA